AUGUCGAUGAGCAUUGCCAUUAAUACGAAAGAACCUAGCAUCGUGUCCUGCUCUAAGCGAGUAAAAAAUUCCGCGCAGGAGGGUGUCACAUCUUCAUAUGGUAGUACGUUGCAUCCCGCGGCGGCUCGGAUGCAAUCCUAAAGGGAAGUUACGAAAUCGGACGCGGGUUCUCAGCUUCGCGGCAUCGAUGAGAGACGGCGACAAGACUCUCUCCAGCCGAGGGAGAAAACAGCGGGUUCGACGAAGGAGACCAGUAUUUAAGUCGGCGUUACCGGCCCGAUCAAGGGAGUAUGCUUUCUAGCACAGAGGUUCUAUCCUAGAGGCAAUAUUAAGUUACCAGCUAAGCCUUAUAUCAUUCCUGUGCAACGAAAAUCUUCAUUUUAUCUUGCAUUGGUCUCGUUUGAAAUCUCACGUCUUACCAUGGAGGAAUCCCUGCCCCCGGUCUCUCCGUCUAAGAGACCGUCCCCCCUCUCCUUCAGCUAUGGCCUCGUGAGCACUCCUCAGUUCUCAACCGUUACCAAAGCCUUCUUCCAUUAUGCUUCAACUCAGCCGCAGGCUCUGGCGGCUCGCGACCUCUCCGUUGAGCCGGCUGUGCAGAUUACAUAUGGUGAACUCGCACGACGCAGCGCUAAGUUGGCACGCAAGCUGCAAACCUUGGGAGUUACCCCCGGUAGUCGGAUUCCCCUCGUUGUCAAGAGGGGGAUUGAUAUGCUCGUGGGAAUCUUUUCAAUAUUGGCUUGUGGGGCCCAGUAUGUCCCUCUUGACGGCUCUGUUGUUCCUGACGAGACUCUACAAUUCGUCUUAGAACAGACUGGCGGAUGUACCGCCUUAGCCCUCAAAUCUACCCGUCAUCGUCUAGCGAAUGCAGGUGUCGCCAAUGUUGUCGUUGUUGAUGACUUGGACAAUGCAGAUGAGGACGAGAUUGAUGAAGAAGAAGGGUUCGUGGACUUGGCUAGUCCUGAAAGCGGGUGCUACGUGAUUUAUACUUCAGGUGUCAAUGUCACUCAUCGAAAUGUGACAAAUCUGAUCUGUCAUGCCCCUGGCAACUUGGGUAUCUCACCAGGCAAACGCGUGGGCCAAGUGCUGAAUAUCAGCUUUGAUAUGGCGGCCUGGGAGACUCUGGGGUGUCUGUCAAACGGUGGAACUUUGAUCAUCCGCGGCUCAGAUUGGACAUGCACCUUGAAAGAGAUCGACAUUUUAAUCUGCACCCCGACAAUCCUAUCUUUGUACAAUCCUCAGGAUUACCCACGGCUCAAGACGGUAGCUACUGCCGGCGAGCCAUCUUCACAGAGGCUUGCCGAUACUUGGGCCGCUCAGACAACAUAUUACAAUUGUUGUGGUCCUACUGAAACGACCAUUGUCAACACAAUGCACCAACAUCAACCUGGCCUUCCGUUGACAAUUGGAAGGCCGACGCCAAACAACAAUGUUUACAUACUCGACCAGGACCUUGUGCCCGUCGAAGUAGGGCAGAGUGGGGUGAUGUGGGCUGGUGGCUUGGGUGUCUCUUCUGGAUACGUGGGAAUCCCAGAGAUAACUGCCGAGCGAUAUGUCCUUGACCCAUUUGCUCAAAAAGGGUCCAAGAUGUAUAACACUGGGGAUGUCUGUCAGUGGAACCCCGAUGGCUCGGUACAUAUUUUGGGUCGCGUUGACGACCAGGUCAAAGUGAAGGGCUUUCGGGUUGAGCUUGAUGGAAUUGCGGCAUCCCUUACUUCUUGUCACCUUGUUCAGAGGGCAGCGGCAUUGCUCAUCGAGGGUGAAAUCCACGGCUUUCUCACGCCUUCUCACUGUCGCCUCUCAGUAGUGAAGGAUCACAUGAAGGACUGCCAGCCUUACUAUGCUAUGCCAAGUCACUAUCACCUAUUGGAGUCGUUGCCCAUGACCGAGAAUGGUAAAGUCGACAAGAGAGCACUGCGAACUCUCGCAUUGGCUGGGCAAGAUAGCACAGAGUGCGAAAAUCUGCCGAGCCAUCUCAUCAACUCUCCUCAACCCGCUGAUCUCGAACAAACGCAGUCGGACUCCUCGUCCUCAAGCGUGACGCAAGUCUCCACAUAUUCCGAGAAGCUGGAUAGUACCGUGAUUGAAAAGGACAGCGACUUUGACCUGGAGGCCGUAUUGCCUGAGAAGAAACACCGGAAGUAUGCACGGGGCCUCCGCUACCGCGGCCUGAUUGUUUACCGACGCCUCCUGUCUUUGGUUGGCUUAUUCAAUAUUACGGCAGCCAUUGCCUUGGUGCUUACGGGUAUUACCAGGCAGUGGCUAGGCAAUAUCACUGCCAUAAACCUGGCCACAGCCGUCCUUAUCCGCCAAGAUUUCGUCAUCAACACUCUCUACACCAUCGCCUGCAGUGUGCCCAAGUCGUGGCCCCUCUUCGUCAGAGCCCGAUGUGGUAAGAUCUAUCAUCUCGGUGGUGUUCACUCCGGGGCGGCCAUAAGCGCCGGCGGAUGGCUGCUGGCAACAAACAUUGCAGAUAUCGUCUGCAUGAGCUCAGGCUCAAGCUGCUCGAAUUGGGGUCACCAGUCUGUUGAGGCAAAGGUCGUCUCCUGGAUGCUGGCCAUGCUCUUUGUUGUUAUGAUUACCCUUGCAUGGCCGACAAUGCGCAAGAAGCACCACGAUUUAUUCGAGAUGACGCACCGUUUCGUCGGCUGGACAAUGCUGGCCCUUUUCUGGGUUCAAGUCGUCCUUACAAACAAAGACAGUGCCCCAGAAGGCGUAUCUCUUGGAAGCGCCUGUUUGAGAUCUCCGUCUUUCUGGCUUCUUGCGGUGUCAACUGCGAGCGUGGCUUCUUCAUGGCUCUUCCUUCGUAAGGUGCCUGUGGAAGCUGAGGUUCUAUCAGACCACGCUGUGAGGCUGCACUUUGACUAUACGGUCCCGGUCAAUGGUUCAUUCGCCCGUUUGUCGCGCCGCCCACUGAUUGAAUGGCAUUCCUUUGCUACAAUCCCCGCUCCGGAAGCGAACAAUAAUCGACCGAAGGGUUAUUCCCUUGUCGUGUCGAAUGCAGGCGACUGGACUAAGUCAACUAUUCGCCAGCCACCCACGCAUAUCUGGACCCGAGGCGUCCCCACCUGCGGAGUCAUGCGCAUUGCAACAUUAUUCAACCGCGUGGUCCUUAUCGCAACUGGCUCUGGCAUUGGGCCGGUCCUGGGCCACAUUAACAACCUACCGUACGAUACACAAUUGAUAUGGUCAACAUCUCGCCCGGAGCAAACAUUCGGGGACGAAUUGUGCAAUUCGAUUAUAAGACAGAUCCCAGAUGCUGUUAUCCAUGAUACCAAAAAGCUCGGCCGCCCAGAUCUCGUCAAGAUGGGUUUCAAUUUGGCUAAGAGCUUCAAAGCUGAGGCGGUGAUUAUUAUUGCAAACGAAAAGAUUACGAAGAAGGUUGUUUACGGCCUUGAAACGAGAGGAGUUCCGGCUUACGGUGCUAUCUGGGACAGCUGAAUGAUUUUACGAGGGAAGGCUAUGAUUAGAUAGUUGGAGUUAAUGGAGGAGUGUUGAUUGAUCCGUUAGGGUCGAUUUGAUCAGGGCAAUGGUGCUCAAGACAAUCAUCAAUAUAUACAUUUGAUCAA
Molecule: messenger RNA, 3566 nt
Organism: Ilyonectria robusta
Lineage: Eukaryota; Fungi; Ascomycota; Sordariomycetes; Hypocreales; Nectriaceae
Exons: 7
Coding region: 421-3438 (1005 amino acids)
Source: RefSeq, a predicted model, not a curated record